Cylas formicarius (sweet potato weevil) is the source of this 1536-nucleotide messenger RNA. It is a transcript of the gene PIG-V, whose product is annotated as GPI mannosyltransferase 2. Lineage: Eukaryota; Metazoa; Arthropoda; Insecta; Coleoptera; Brentidae. Gene Ontology annotation, cellular component: endoplasmic reticulum membrane; mannosyltransferase complex. The transcript has a single exon. The record is from RefSeq and is a predicted model, not a curated record. Gene Ontology annotation, biological process: GPI anchor biosynthetic process. The coding region runs from base 83 to 1492 and encodes 469 amino acids. Gene Ontology annotation, molecular function: alpha-1,6-mannosyltransferase activity; GPI mannosyltransferase activity.
GUUUAUCUGUGGCCGUUAACGAUUUUUUCGUUGUUUUCGCAGCUCGGGAAAAUGCCCCGCGCUUGCAGAUCCCUCGCGCGAGAUGAAGGACGAAGAUAAAAUCGCGAGGAUUGCGUACGCGAGCCGGACGGCUCUAAUCGCGCUGCAAUUCGUCGCGAACCGCCUUAUCCCUGACCACGACGCCGGAGUUUUCACUUAUCCGGCCCCGACGGGCGGCAGGAACUACUGCGACGCGGCCGUCGACUACGCCCUCGGCGGUUUCCUGCGCUGGGACGCCCAAUAUUUCAUGCACAUCGCACGCCACGGCUACACUUACGAAAACGCUCUCGCCUUUUUCCCGUUCUACCCCCUGGCGGUGUCUGUCGCGGGGCGAACUGUCUCUCCGGCGCUCAUUUUUUGCCAACUGGACUCGAUCUUGCUCGCGGUGUUCGUGAUAGUGAACGUGGUCGUGUUUAAACAUGCCGCGCUGGCCCUGUAUAAGCUCACUGGCGCGCUGUUUGACCAGCGGCUCGCUUACGGCAGUGCGGUGCUGUUUUGUUUCAACCCGGCGUCGGUGUUUUUCGUCGCCCCCUACACCGAGUGCGUCUUCAGCUACCUCACGUUCCAGUCCCUCACGAACUGUCUCUCUCUGCACGCCAAAUACGCAAAGCCGAAAGCUGCUUUCAGCAUCAAGGACUUGCUUUAUUUGACACCCGUAGCGUUAAGCACCGCCACUAGGUCCAACGGGUUGCUCAAUGUCGGGUUCCCGGUGUAUAUCGUCGCGUGUUCAUGCCUAAAGGGCUUGAAACCCAACUCUCCUAACCUCAAUGUCUUGCGCGUCGUCAAGCAUUUCGCGGUAGCCGUUGUGGUGGCCGCGUUCUGCGUGCUGCCGUUCGCCGCUUACCAGUACUACUGUUACCGAAUGUUUUGCGACGAUUUCGUCGCAAACGUGGGCCCCGCCAUCAUCGAACACGCCAGACGCAAUGGGUUUGUCUUGCCCGGGGAAUUCGCCAAGCACAACCAGUCGUGGUGCCACCGAAGCAUGCCCUUGGCCUACUCGUACGUCCAGGACCGGUACUGGAACGUGGGCCUCCUGCGGUACUACCGCCUGAAGCAGGUCCCCAACUUUCUGCUGGCCCUGCCCGCGCUGGCGAUCACUUCCAGGUACUGCGUCAAGCUGUUGUGCGUGAAUUUCCGCCGGAACCCGCGGUUCCUGCUCGCGUUCGACCCGAAGGGCGCCGGCCAGGGGGUGUACGCCGCCGAGGGCGGCGUCUUCGCGCUCCACGCCCUCUUCCUCUCGGUGUUCUGCGCGCUUUUCGUCCACGUCCAGGUGUCGACGAGGAUGCUGUGCUCGGCGACGCCCGCGUUUUAUUGGGCCUGCGCGGACAACGUGAACCUGCUCAAAGUGCCCGGCAGGACCGACUCGCCGACAGAACUCUUUUUCCGGACCUACUUCGUCAGCUAUUUCAUAGCUGGGACGCUUUUGUUUUGUAACUUUCUCCCGUGGACGUGAUACCGAACGCGACCAAAGACCACGUAAAUAAAGAACAAGCAAUC